Messenger RNA from Didymella exigua CBS 183.55, 2658 nucleotides. Its product is annotated as glycoside hydrolase family 31 protein. NCBI's taxonomy places the organism in Eukaryota, Fungi, Ascomycota, Dothideomycetes, Pleosporales, Didymellaceae. The coding region runs from base 137 to 2617 and encodes 826 amino acids. The transcript has 2 exons. Gene Ontology annotation, molecular function: hydrolase activity, hydrolyzing O-glycosyl compounds; carbohydrate binding. Gene Ontology annotation, biological process: carbohydrate metabolic process. The record is from RefSeq and is a predicted model, not a curated record.
UCUGCUACCGGAGUUUGCAACAUAAAGUAUGAACGGUGCGCGAUGGUUUGAGGUGACACAAGAAUCGUAGCCUCUCUCGUCGACGUGGUUGGCGAGCACAACUAUCCUAAGGAAUCACUGCUACGCUACUCUCAUCAUGGGCCAGCUUGAGAUUGUUCCGCUUGACUUCAAGCGAAUGGAGGAUGUUGCAGAUACCUCCACAGUAAUUCGUCUUCAAUCGCAACAAGGCCAAUAUAACUUCAGCUUCGAGGCUCUAAGGCCAGGCCUGUUUCGUACUACCUUUACAUCUCCCAAGCAUCUUCUUCCACCUCACCGAGCAGCGCCACUGCCAUCGAAGGACUUGAAGGGUGUCAAAGUACAGCAAAACUUCUCGACGGCCACCACAAAGUCCUUCCAGGUGGACGAUGUAACCGCAAGCGUUGACUGGACGACUGGGCCGCCGUUGUUAAAUCUGCAAUUCACCGGACAAGAAGCACCAAUCCAUUCAGAUCUCCCUCACCGUGCGUACGUGGCAGAUGGCAGUGGGAUAGCACACUACACGCGGUACAACAAAGGCACCUUGCACGUUGGUCUCGGAGAGAAAGCAGCACCUCUUGACCUGUCCAACAGACAUUUCGUCCUGUCUGCGACUGACAGUUUCGGCUACGAUGUCUACCGUACCGAUCCGCUGUACAAGCACAUCCCACUUCUCAUCAAUGCUACACCGCAAGGAUGUGUUGGGGUCUUCUCCUCGUCUCAUGCUCGCGGGUUCUACUCUGUGGGAUCUGAGAUGGACGGCAUGUGGGGACGCUUCAAGGUUUAUCGACAAGAACACGGCGGUCUCGAGGAGUACAUCAUCAUGGGAGCCACGCUUCCGGAUGUAGUCCGCAUCUACGCCAGUUUGGUAGGGUAUCCUUUGCUUGUACCACGCUGGGCGUUCGGAUACAUUGCUGGAGGGAUGAAGUACAGUAUGGAGGACGAGCCGCGUGCAUGUGAUUCACUUAUGGAGUUUGCGACGAAGUUGAAAAAGCAUGACAUCCCGUGCAGUGGCUUCCAAAUGAGCUCUGGCUACACAGUGGCCGAGACCGAACCGAAGACGCGCAACGUCUUCACUUGGAACAGGCAUCGUUUUCCAGACCCUAAAGGCUUCAUGGAUGCGUACCACAAGGAAGGCAUCCGGUUGAUUGCCAAUGUCAAGCCAUAUGUCUUGGCGAAUCAUCCUGAGUACGAGAAGCUAAAAGCGGCAGGUGCUUUCUUCACAGAUCCAGUGACAACGGACCCUGCGCAAGCAAGACUAUGGAGUGCGGGCGGCGGCGAAAGUGGUGUGGGCGGUCAUAUUGAUUUCACCUCUGAAGCCGGGUAUCGUUGGUGGUUCGAAGGCAUCCGCGAACUCAAACGGGUGGGCAUCGACUGCAUAUGGAACGACAACAAUGAGUACACAAUUCCAAACGACCAAUGGAAGUGUGCACUUACCGAGCCGUCCGUCAAUCAGGAUGGCGGAAGUGAUUGUGGCAUGGAGAUUGGGUUCUGGGGCCGGUCGCUGAAUACAGAGCUCAUGGGUAAGAGCUCUUACGAAGCUACCCUGGACAUCGAGCCUAAUCAGCGACCCUUCAUCUUGACUCGCAGUGCUACUGCCGGCACCCUACGCUACUGUGCUAGCGCCUGGAGUGGCGACAAUGUCACAAGCUGGGACGGCAUGAAGGGGGCUAACGCCCUUUCGAUCGGUGCCGGGCUUUGCCUUAUGCAGUGCUAUGGACACGACAUAGGUGGAUUCGAAGGACCACAGCCUUCUCCAGAGUUGCUGGUUCGCUGGUGUCAACAAGGCAUUUACUCGUCACGCUUCGCCAUCAAUUGCUUCAAAACAUCCCCUGAGAACAACCUCGUCGGUGACGUCAUCGAGCCGUGGAUGUAUCCAGAGACAACACCGUUGGUUCGUGACAUCAUCAAGAGAAGAUAUGAGCUCAUCCCGUACCUGUACUCGCUUGCGCUGCACAGUCACGUCACCGCAACACCACCGCAGCGGUGGGUGGGUUGGGGCUACGAAAAAGACCCUGAAGUAUGGACUAACAAGAUUCUAAUCGAUGGCGAGACUCAGUACUGGCUCGGCGACUCAUUGCUGGUUGGUGGCGUCUUCAAACCGGGUGCUUCGACAGCAAAGGUGUAUCUGCCAAAGGAUCCUGCGGAUCCGGGUCUCCAGUUCUUAGAUCUCAACAACAAGCCUCAAACCUACUACAAGGCAGGCCAGUGGAUUGAGGUUUCUGCUAGAUGGAACGAGAGCAUCCCAGUGCUUGCAAAGGUUGGCUCAGCUGUCCCUGUGGGGAGACCUGAGCAGACGCUUGCUAUUGGUGACAAGUCGAACCCUGCAAACCUGCCUGCGGAUGACUACCGCGCCGUAGAAAUCUUCCCGCCAAAGGGUUCGUCGAAUGGCAAGUGGUUCAAGACCACUUGGUAUGAAGAUGAUGGGAUCAGUCCACCGCCUGCAAGUAUCUCGACAUUCGAGCUGCGGUACACGACAACCGAGGAUACUGUGGAAGUCGAGCUGGACAAGAAGUUACAGCCUGGGUUUGAGCCAGCCUGGAAGGACUUGGUGGUGAUACUACCAGUUGGGGACCAGCGACAGGUAUUACUUAAUAUAUAGGAUAACUUACUGAAAAUGUGAAGAUCUAUGCCAGAAAUCGU